AUGGGAAAUAAUUCAUCUAAGCCAGGAAAUAAAAAUUUCAAUGGAGCUCCAUUACAACGUACAGAUACCUCCACGUCAGCAAAAUCUUCAAGAUCAAUAAGAAGUAAAUUGUCAUUGAGUAGUAUAAAUAAUGGUAAUUCAAAUAAUAACAACAGCAGUAAACUCAACCAUAAUAACAACAAUAAUGGUGCUAAUCAGACUGAGCUGAUCUCAAAUAGUGAUGAUAAUAAUUUAAAUUCAACGCCAUCUAGACCAAGAUCUAAUAAUGAAAAUUAUAAUCGGACCGAAUAUGAUCAAGGCUUGAAUGAAUCUAGUACGACUCCAAUACAACAAAAAAAUGCAUCGGCCGAAACUAAUUCCGAAAUACCGUCAUUUUCAAGAAAUAAUAGUUCAACAAAUAUAUAUUCAACUUCAUUCAGUGAUAAUAGUAAUUUACCACCUUCGAUGAUGCAACUUCAACCAAAAGAACCUAUACUUAUCAGGAGAAAUACAAAUGAGACUGUUAAUACAACUAUUAGUGUUUCAGGAUUAGAAUCACCGACUAUGAAUUCACCAUUAUCAAAUUCAGUAAAUAAUUCAAAUAAUAAUAAUAAUAAUAAUAUAUCCAGGACAUCAACCAAUCAUUCAAUACCGUCUAUAAAUCAUCAUCUAUCACCACAACCAACUGGUUUGUCAGACUUUGACUCUCAACCAAAUGAUGAAGAAGCAAAUGACAUACUGCAAGCCCCAAAAUCUCCAAAUUUAUCAAUUAAUAAUAAUGAAGAUAGUAAAAGUAUUCAAAGUAGUAGACAGUCGCUGGCAGCUGAUCUAACUGAACUAUCUAAAACUGCUUCAACAAUGAAUAAUCAUCUUCAUAAACAAUCCACAACGUCAUCAUCGAUAGGUGGAGGAAGUAAUACAAUUGAUAUAGAGGAUUUAAUUCAAAGACUAUUAGAUGCUGGUUAUAGUGGGAAAAGAACUAAAAAUGUUUGUUUGAAAAAUACAGAAAUUCAAUUAAUAUGUGCAACUGCAAGAGAGAUCUUUUUAUCACAACCAUCUUUAUUAGAAUUAUCACCGCCAGUUAAAGUAGUAGGUGAUGUUCAUGGACAAUAUGGUGAUUUAAUUCGUAUUUUUACAAAAUGUGGUUUCCCACCUCAAACUAAUUAUUUAUUUCUUGGGGAUUAUGUUGAUAGAGGUAAACAAAGUUUAGAAACAAUACUAUUAUUAUUAUGUUACAAAAUCAAAUAUCCAGAAAAUUUCUUUUUAUUAAGAGGGAAUCAUGAAUGUGCAAAUGUAACAAGAGUUUAUGGAUUUUAUGAUGAAUGUAAAAGAAGGUGUAACAUCAAAACAUGGAAAUUGUUUAUAGAUACUUUUAAUACCUUACCAAUAGCUGCAAUUGUUGCUGGUAAAAUUUUUUGUGUUCAUGGAGGAUUAUCACCGGUAUUAAAUUCAAUGGAUGAAAUUAGAAAUAUUGUACGACCUACUGAUGUACCAGAUUUUGGAUUACUUAAUGAUCUAUUAUGGUCAGAUCCAGCAGAUACUAUAAAUGAAUGGGAGGAUAAUGAAAGAGGAGUAUCUUAUGUUUUUUCAAAAGUUGCUAUAAAUAAAUUUUUAAGCAAAUUUGGAUUUGAUUUAGUUUGUAGAGCUCAUAUGGUUGUUGAAGAUGGUUAUGAAUUUUUUAAUGAUAGAACUUUAGUCACGGUAUUUUCAGCUCCAAAUUAUUGUGGUGAAUUUGAUAAUUGGGGUGCAGUUAUGAGUGUUUCUGAGGAAUUGUUAUGUUCUUUUGAAUUGUUGGAUCCGUUGGAUAGUGUAGCUUUAAAACAAGUGAUGAAAAAAGGUAAGCAAGAGAGAAAAACAGCUCAAACUUUACAAAGAAUUCAGUCCAGAUGA
Lodderomyces jiufengensis is the source of this 1869-nucleotide messenger RNA. RefSeq names its product salt homeostasis regulator (gene PPZ1). Gene Ontology annotation, cellular component: cytoplasm; nucleus. Gene Ontology annotation, molecular function: protein serine/threonine phosphatase activity. NCBI's taxonomy places the organism in Eukaryota, Fungi, Ascomycota, Pichiomycetes, Serinales, Debaryomycetaceae. The transcript has a single exon. The record is from RefSeq and is a predicted model, not a curated record. The coding region runs from base 1 to 1869 and encodes 622 amino acids.